AUGCAGCACUUCGGAAAGUACCACACAACUCUCCACCACACACACUCCGUUUGCGUGCAGCUGUGAAUGAAGCGCGUCUUGCUGCUCCCGUUAACCGGAGGAAAGGAUGAGAGUAAACGGUCGCGCUGCCGGUUACCGGACCGGUUGAGCGAGUCUGUUUGAUGUGGCGGCGUGUGCAUCACCAGAAUAUUUGGCUUUAAAGGGUAAGGGAGAGCAGGAACAAAAUACCUCACUAGAAACAUGGGCCAGUCUGGGACUUUAUCCUAUUUUUCUCUCGCUCUUAGACUCAGCAUCUUCCUCAUAGUUUUCUCCCAAGUGCUCGUGCCAGCCUCUGCGGGCAGCUCCAAAUCGAGCUUAGAUACGGAUACUUUUCCUAAUGAAACUUCAACACACGAGACAUGCGGUGGUAGUUUUGAAUGUAAAGAGGGAGUGAUCCUGCCAAUGUGGACACCCCUGAACCCAUCUUUUGGAGAUAAGUUGGCCAGAGCUACUGUGUACUUUGUUGGUUUAGUCUACAUGUUUCUAGGGGUGUCCAUCAUUGCAGAUCGCUUCAUGGCUUCCAUUGAGGUCAUCACAUCUCAGGAGAAAGAGAUCAUCAUCAAGAAGCCUAAUGGUGAAACCACAACCACGACUGUUCGUAUAUGGAACGAAACCGUAUCCAAUCUUACUCUCAUGGCUCUGGGUUCGUCAGCUCCGGAGAUUCUGCUCUCUGUGGUUGAAGUGUGCGGACACAACUUUGAUGCAGGGGAACUCGGCCCAAACACCAUAGUAGGAAGUGCGGCUUUCAACAUGUUUGUCAUCAUUGGUUUCUGCGUCUCUGUGAUACCAGAAGGAGAGCAUCGUAAGGUCAAACACCUGAGAGUCUUCUUCGUCACAGCGGCUUGGAGUGUCUUUGCAUACACUUGGCUUUAUAUGAUAUUGGCAGUGAUUUCUCCAGGAAUCGUAGAAGUCUGGGAAGGACUUCUCACUCUUCUCUUCUUUCCGAUUUGUGUCACGUUUGCUUGGGUUGCAGACCGAAGACUUCUAUUCUACAAGUAUGUACACAAACGUUACAGAGUAGGAAAACAAAGGGGGAUGAUCAUCGAAACAGAAGGUGGGCCUGAGCUACAGUCAAAAGCAGAUAUUGAAAUGGAUGGGGGAAUGCUUAACUCUCACGGUGAGGAAUUGUUAGACGGAAUGGUGGAUAUUGAAGAUAAAGUGAUGGAUGAGGAAGAAGCUAGAAAAGAAAUGGCCAGGAUUUUGAAGGAACUAAAACAGAAACACCCGGAUAAAGAGAUGGAGCAGCUCAUCGAGCUCGCCAACUAUCAAGUUCUCAACCAGCAGCAGAAAAGUCGAGCUUUCUAUCGCUGCCAGGCCACCAGGUUAAUGACUGGCGCCGGCAAUAUUUUAAAGAAACAUGCUGCAGAUCAGGCCAGAAAAGCAAUCGGCAUCCACGAACUUCGCUCGGAAGUCUCCGUUAAUGACGUCUCCUCCAAGAUCUUUUUUGACCCUGGCACAUAUCAGUGUCUUGAGAACUGCGGGACCGUGGCUAUGAACGUGGUACGACGUGGCGGCGACUUGACCAGCACCGUAUCUGUGGAAUACCGGACUGAGGAUGGCACUGCCAACGCAGGCUCUGAUUAUCAGUUCACAGAGGGCAUUAUAGUAUUCAAACCAGGCGAGACUGAAAAGGAGAUCACGGUGAACAUCAUCGACGAUGACAUUUUUGAAGAAGAUGAACACUUCCUGGUUCAUCUCAGCAACGUCAAGGUCAUAUCUGAAGGAACGGGUAAUGGAAACCUGGGCGCCAAUCACGUGGAAACGUUAGCCGGUCUUGGCCUUCCCUGCACGGCUAUUGUGACUAUCUUUGAUGAUGACCAUGCUGGCAUCUUCACAUUUGAGGAACCCAUGGUUCAUGUCAGUGAAAGCAUUGGUUCAAUGGAGGUUAAGGUGGUGCGUUCCUCUGGAGCUCGUGGAGUAGUGGUAGUGCCCUAUAAAACCAUUCAAGGGACGGCAAAAGGUGGAGGAGAGGACUUUGAAGAUACCCAUGGAGUCCUGGAGUUCCAGAAUGAUGAGAUUUUCAAAACUAUUCAGAUCAAUAUAAUCGAUGAUGAGGAGUACGAAAAGAAUAAGAACUUCUUUCUGGAGAUUGGGGAGCCACAAUUGGUGGAAAUGAGUGAGAGAAAAGCUGUGUUGCUGCAUGAGUUUGGUGGAUUCGUAAAGACAGGCAGGAAUGUGUACCGGAAAGUUCAGGGUGGAGACAAACCGAACCCCUCCACCAUUAUCAGCAUUGCAGAGGAGGGGGAUGAGGAGACAUUGACUGCAAAAGAAAAGAAUGAGAGGCGUAUCGCUGAGAUGGGUCGGCCGACGCUGGGCGAAAACAUGAGACUUGAAGUAAUCAUUGAGGAAUCCUAUGAGUUUAAGAGUACAGUUGACAAACUCAUAAAGAAAACCAACUUGGCUCUUGUGGUCGGAACCAACAGUUGGAGAGAUCAGUUUGUAGAAGCCAUCACUGUCAGCUCAGGCGAUGAUGAUGAUGAUGAGUGUGGUGAAGAAAAGAUGCCAUCUUGCUUUGAGUAUGUCAUGCAUUUUCUGACUGUAUUCUGGAAGGUUAUGUUUGCUUUUGUGCCACCAACCGAUUACUGGAAUGGUUGGGCGUGUUUUAUCGUAUCUAUCAUCAUGAUCGGCGUCCUCACUGCCUUCAUUGGAGACCUGGCAUCGCAUUUUGGCUGCACCAUCGGCCUCAAAGACUCUGUCACGGCGGUCGUGUUUGUGGCUUUGGGAACUUCUGUGCCAGAUACAUUCGCCAGUAAAGUUGCAGCUAUUCAGGAUCAAUACGCAGACGCCUCCAUCGGCAACGUGACGGGCAGCAAUGCCGUGAAUGUGUUCCUGGGCAUCGGGCUGGCCUGGUCCAUCGCCGCCAUCUUUCACCAGGCACACGGACAGUAUUUCCGCGUGGACCCCGGUACGCUCGCCUUCUCCGUAACCCUUUUCACCAUCUUUGCCUUCGUCUGUAUCGCCGUCUUGAUGUACCGCCGCAGGCCGGAGAUCGGGGGAGAACUGGGCGGAGCAAAGACUCCAAAAAUCCUCACCACCACUUUAUUUUUUAGUCUCUGGCUAACGUACAUCAUCUUGUCCUCCAUGGAGGCCUAUUGCAUCAUCAAGGGUUUCUAAAUGGACCAGAUGAUGAUAUUGAGAUAAAUUAAAAUAAACUGACAAAGACUAACAAGCGAAAAGGGUUCAAAGCAGCUGUGUAGAUGUUUUCUUGUGCUUUUUGUUGUGUUUGUCCACUGUUUGUUUUGUGUGUGAAUGAAUGCACACGCCUAUAGAAAAGCAGAUCUUUUAAAUGUCGCAACAGUUUCUCUUUAAGUUAAAUGGAGACUAUGUGGCUUUAUUUUUUGGCUAAAUUGUAUAAACUGAAUGACUUGUGCACUGCAAAAAAUUGACUUUCUUAUAGUUGAUACUUGAUGAGCAAAAUGACCUAAG
Messenger RNA from Paramisgurnus dabryanus, 3465 nucleotides. RefSeq names its product solute carrier family 8 member 1a (gene slc8a1a). NCBI's taxonomy places the organism in Eukaryota, Metazoa, Chordata, Actinopteri, Cypriniformes, Cobitidae. Gene Ontology annotation, molecular function: calcium:sodium antiporter activity. Gene Ontology annotation, cellular component: postsynapse; sarcolemma; axon. The record is from RefSeq and is a predicted model, not a curated record. Gene Ontology annotation, biological process: calcium ion import across plasma membrane; sodium ion transmembrane transport; cell communication.